AUGGCUGGCUUUGCCACCCAACCGAUCGAGAAGAGGUGCCUCGAGGAUGAUGAUGAUUCCACCACGCAGCCCAGGUUCCAGCUAAAGAGAUCCAAACUCAUGGGUUGUUCUGAUACUAUAGCUUGUCCGAGCGAUAGUUCAAAUUGCGACACCGGCUACUGCAGCGAUAAGGGCGAUAGCCAAGGUAACGAUGCGGUCGAGCCUCAACCACUAUCCCAUCGUUCUCGCUCACCCACGAACCAACAAUUUGAGGACGAAACUUCGUCGAGCGGGGAAUCCGAAUCACCUAUGUCUUCUGCCUGCUCUUCCUCGUCUUCUCCUUCCUCAUCAUCGUCCUCGUCUGGCGGCGAGUCGGACCCAGAGGACAGCGACAUCGCCGAUAGAUCUGGCGCUAGCGACAUCAUUUCAGUUGCACCUCGACCACCUCUCUUCAAACCCACCAUACGUCAAUUGAAUGGCUCCACGCUGCGAAGUCGACUGGCUUCCUUCCUCCCUGAACUGAAAGCCGCAAACGAAGUCUUAGAAAAGAAGAUGGCUACCGAGAAUGCAGCUGGAGUGGAGCUUGAUUGUAGUGACGACAGUGAAGUAGAUGGCCAAUACAUUGAAAUGAACCUUGGUCUCGGUGUGCUCGAAGAGCAAGGGCAUGACGCUGACUCUGAUGCCGACACAUACAACGAAACUACCAUAUCAUACGAUGAAGAUGAAAGUACACAAUCCGCAAGCAUGCCACAUCCAAAACCACAACAGAACACGAGUGUAAUGAACGUCCUCAUGGGGAAUAAACCCGAAAAUCAACGACCAACCAUUGAAGAGGUUCCUCCUUGA
Messenger RNA from Histoplasma mississippiense, 825 nucleotides. RefSeq lists its product with no specific name. The transcript has 2 exons. Gene Ontology annotation, biological process: box C/D snoRNP assembly. NCBI's taxonomy places the organism in Eukaryota, Fungi, Ascomycota, Eurotiomycetes, Onygenales, Ajellomycetaceae. The coding region runs from base 1 to 825 and encodes 274 amino acids. The record is from RefSeq and is a predicted model, not a curated record.